Zootermopsis nevadensis is the source of this 3370-nucleotide messenger RNA. NCBI's taxonomy places the organism in Eukaryota, Metazoa, Arthropoda, Insecta, Blattodea, Termopsidae. The record is from RefSeq and is a predicted model, not a curated record.
AAAAUGUAAUAAAUUAAAUUUUAUUUUAUUCUGUGCAGUUUACUUCCGUGCACAUGAAACGAAUUGCAUAUUCUACAAAGACUAAAACUUAGGCACGCCACAGAGUUCGUAAAGUCGACGGGGACUGUGCAUCUUCUCACGCUGCAACUUAUUGGACUCGUCUUCCGAACACUGUGGAAUUUGGUAACUUUAUUUAUCACUGUGAUUUAAUGUCCAUUAAACAUUUGUUUACGAUUUGCAUGUCCUUAUAUGAUGAGCCUACAGCUACGUGUCCGAAUACAAGAGACUACCUGUUUAUAACUUUGGCCUGGGCAAGAGAAGUAAGAUGUACAGCUUUGGGCUGGGGAAGCGGUCGGGGACUGAAGGUAGGCUGUAUUCUUUCGGCCUCGGUAAACGGGACUACGACGAUUACGCUGAAGAGAAUGAAGACGAAGAUCAAACGAACGGAGAUGAGGAGUUUGAAGACUCUGAUCUGGAUCUUAUGGAGAAACGUGAGAGGCUUUAUUCAUUUGGUUUAGGAAAGAGAGCAAGACCUUACAGUUUCGGACUUGGAAAGCGAAGCCCUUCUUCAGGUAUUCAGCGACUCUAUGGGUUUGGUCUUGGCAAGAGGGGAGGUUCUUUGUACAGUUUUGGACUCGGCAAACGUGCUGAUGGCCGACUAUAUUCUUUCGGACUAGGGAAGAGACCUGUCAAUUCUGGUAGACAAUCUGGGAGUCGUUUCAAUUUUGGCCUUGGAAAAAGAUCUGACAUAGAUUAUAAUGAAUUUGAUGACGAACUUGGGGAGGAAGCAAAGGGAUUUCCCCAAGGACAUAGAUAUUACCUUGGGCUGGGAAAACGAGAGGUGGCUCCCAGUGAACUAGAUGCCAUCAGGAAUGAAGAACGAGAAAAGAUAAAUUAUCGGGAUGAAAGCAGGAAGAACGAGACUGCUGAAGGACACCACUCUGGCGAAAGAGUGAAAAGAAGUCUUCACUACGCUUUCGGCCUCGGCAAACGAGCGUACGAUCUGGAAUCAUCCACAAUUGACACCGAUGAGGAUGACGAGGCACGUAAUGAUUUUGCGAGACUCAUCCGUCGACCCUUCAACUUUGGCCUCGGUAAACGGAUUCCGCUCUACGAUUUCGGCAUAGGAAAACGGUCGGAGCGUUAGAAUUUGACUCUAUUCCUCCCGCCCUCCCCCAUCAGUCCAAACAUCAGCUGAUAAUUUCCUCCUCCUUCCAUGUCUCUUUCAAUAUAAUUACUGACUCUAAGUGUACAGAAAAUAAACAAGUAUAAUGCUUUCAAAACCUACAACUCGAAAGCGUUUAUGCAAUUCGCCAUCAAGAGUGAAAUUGUUCCAGUCACUCUGAACAGGCCAAAUACCUAAUUAUUUAUUUUUUUGUUAUAUAAUUAAAUGCAAUUGUAAGUAAUGGUAUAAGAAAUUUGUGUUACCUUCUUAAUGUAUCCCUGAGUGUGCAAUAUACCACGAUUUACUCUGUUGUUUAAAUGCUAGGAUACAAAGUUAACAGACCGAUACGAGGUGAUUCUCAUCAACCAGUUUAAUUAAGGAGCUUUGAAAAACCCCCAAAAGGAAGAUGACAGUACAUGAGAAAAUUUUAGAAUACAUUGAUUACAACGGGAUGUCACAAAUUUAAAAUGUAAUAAAUUAAAUUUUAUUUUAUUCUGUGCAGUUUACUUCCGUGCACAUGAAACGAAUUGCAUAUUCUACAAAGACUAAAACUUAGGCACGCCACAGAGUUCGUAAAGUCGACGGGGACUGUGCAUCUUCUCACGCUGCAACUUAUUGGACUCGUCUUCCGAACACUGUGGAAUUUGGUAACUUUAUUUAUCACUGUGAUUUAAUGUCCAUUAAACAUUUGUUUACGAUUUGCAUGUCCUUAUAUGAUCAGUAUAAAUUCCCCCCUCCCCCCCCCGAAGUCCGGCAGUUCUGACACAGAAGAGAAAUUCUUUUCCUUCAAACUUUUGAUGUUUUAAAAUAAAAUUGGUCACAAUUCACAAAUUAAGAAACUGGACUGGCAUUUUUCAAACGUAGUUUAUAUUACAGUCACUUCAAUCAGAUGUGAACUGAAAUAUUGCUCGUUCCUUAAGAGAGAAUCUGCAUAAAGAAUCAGGGAUCACACGACUGGGUGUGUAUGAAAUCCGCAAUAACCAACAAUCAGAACAUCUACGAAUAUUACUCUUCAGAUAUUUAAACGUUCUCUUAAAAUUGGCUGUUCUGCGGUAUCUGAAUUAUGUUUACUUUAUUUUUAAGUUAGAUUUAAGAAUUGAAAUGUAAUAACAGUUUUUACGAAUAAUUAGCAAUGAAAUGAAUCAUUAAAUUACAUUUUGUAAUGAAGACGACUGAUGCACUUCAAAGAUGAACAAACGUGUAUGUAUAUAUAGUAUAAGAUAGGAAUAAAAGUUAUGUAGUAAUUGAGAGACCAAGUGUGUCUGAUUCACGACACCUAAUGUUUUAAUGAAUAGAUGUCUCACCGCGCCGGUCUAAUCAGUUCCAAAUCAUUUCUUCUUCUACAGAUCAAUACACAGUGUGAUGUCAUGGAUUUCUGCCUGAUUCGAGUGGGCUAAUAGCUUGACAAGUGGACGAACAUAUAGCAUUAAUAUCAAAAGGCCUAAUUAGAAAAACGGGAUUUGUGAAUUGUUACGCUGCAAAUGAUAUAUAUUUUGAUUUGACGUUAUUAUUUAUGUUUUUUAAACAGCUAUAAUUUGGUAAAUAAAAAUGAGUUAAAAAUAAUAUCCUUGAUGGAAAUAUCUUAAUUUUAAUAACGUUGAAAUUAAAGUAAUGACAUCUGUAAAAUGUAGAAUAAUGGAAACGCUGUAAUUUGUCCAACUUUUCUGAAGAAAGAACAAACAAAAAUGACUACAGAAUUGACACACUUAUGAUUAAUAAUGCAAUUUAGCUUAAAAUUCUCGUGUACGUUUCCACGUGUAUGGAAAUACAAUGCCAUCUGUGAUUGACCAAAUUAAUACAAAAGACAUAGCGCAGUGAAUAUCUGAAUAAUAACGCUGAGCCUACUAUUGAAAGAACAUGUAAUAAAAAUACUCUGUAUCCAUGGCAGCACUAAACAGCUGAAUCAUUAAAGUGAAUACAAACGCUUUCAAGAAACAACUGAGACACGAUACAGUAUGGUAUAAAUUUCAUUAUGUACCUUAAAUGUGUAUAUUAAAUUAAUGUAAUAUAUAAUUUUAAAAAUAUAUUGGAACAAACCUAAAGUAUGUUUAAUAAAGAAUCUAUGUUUUGUGCAAGCUUGUCUGAGUAGUGGUAGAAUCAAAGGUCGCACUUCGGAAUGUGUGAAUGAAAUUGACUUAUUCUUUUUGAAAUUAUUUUAAAUUAUUGUGCUUGGAAUUGUUACCAGAAUAUAAUAUUGGAUAUAAA